Molecule: messenger RNA, 2387 nt
Organism: Camellia sinensis
Lineage: Eukaryota; Viridiplantae; Streptophyta; Magnoliopsida; Ericales; Theaceae
Product: U-box domain-containing protein 19
Biological process (GO): protein ubiquitination
Molecular function (GO): protein binding; ubiquitin-protein transferase activity
Source: RefSeq, a predicted model, not a curated record
UUUUUAUUUUCACAAACGGAGCAUAGUUAGACUCUGAAUAUAUAUACUUCAUCGUACAACAGUUAAUUCAGUUUCAAUUUCGAUCGAUGAUUAAAAAAUUUGACAGGUCGGAUCGCCGGUUUCUGACUUUUCCGGCGGUUCAUCCCUGUGAGGCCAUAUCUCCGGCGACCCUUCUUGAAUCACUGAUCACUCUGUGUCGGGACAUAUGCAGUUUUCAAUCCAAAUUCUUCGCAACCCAGAAACGAAUCGCUCGCGAAACGAUUCGCCAAAUCGGAAUUCUGCUGAUUUUCUUUGAAGAAAUCCGAGACAGACUGCCCAAUUUAUCCCACUCAGUUGUCCUCUGCUUCUCCGAGCUCCACAUUUCUUUCCAAAAAAUUCUCUUCUUGUUCGAAGAUUGCACUCGCGAAGGCUCUCGGUUGUGGAUUCUAAUGAAAUGCCACUUCGUAGCGACGCAAUUUCGCGUUUUGAUUCGCUCUGUCGCGACUGCUCUUGAUGUUCUACCAUUGGGUUCGAUAGAUUUGUCAUGCGAAAUCAAAGAACUAGUCGAAUUGGUGGCGAAGCAAGCUCGAAAAGCGAAAUUGGAAGUCGACCCAGAUGAUGAAAGUGCGAUGAACAGAGUGAUUUUGAUAUUGAAUCAAUUCGAAAACAGGUUUGAACCGGACCGGAGUUUCAUCAAGCGAGUUAUCGAUUAUCUUGAGAUUCGAAGUUGGAGUGAGUGUCACAGUGAAAUCAAAUUUUUAGAUGAAGUGGUUAGUUUGGAGUGCAUGGAUAGUAAUGAGAGAGAGCUGCUCUUGUUGAGCAGUUUAAUUGGGUUCAUGAGCUACAACAGGGGAGCUCUGUUUGAAACAAGUGAAUAUCACAGAGACACUGAUCAAACAGAUGGUAAAUGUAAUCUGGAAACGCUUAGCUGCUUAAGUCUUGAAGAUUUUCGGUGUCCGAUUUCGCUCGAGCUGAUGAUUGAUCCGGUAACCGUUUCAACGGGUCAGACUUACGAUCGACCUUCGAUUCAAAAAUGGCUCAAAUCCGGAAACCUCCUCUGUCCCAAAACAGGGGAAAAAUUGACAAACACAGAGCUGGUCCCCAAUUCCACUCUCCGAAAGCUCAUUCACCAGUUCUGCGCCGAUAAUGGGAUUUCGCUUGCGAAAUCGAGAAAGAAGAAUCGUGACAUAACGAGGACGAUUGUCGCGGGUAGUCCAGUAGCCGCAGAAACUGUAAAAUUUCUCGCUGAUUUUCUCGCCAACAGACUUUACCAUGGAACAGACGAGCAGAAAAACAAGGCGGCUUUCGAGAUUCGUUUGCUCGCGAAAUCAAACAUUUUCAACCGGUCUCGCUUGGUUGAAUCUGGCACCGUGCCGCCUCUACUUGAAUUGCUUGAUUCAACUAAUCCAUCAAUCCAAGAGCAUGCAAUUGCGGCAUUGUUAAAGCUCUCUAAGCAUUCAAUUGGCAAGAAAGCGAUCAUCGAAAAUGGAGGUUUGAAUUCAAUUCUAUCGGUUCUUAAAAAGGGACUAAAGUUGGAAUCGCGACAAAUUGCAGCUGCAACGAUCUUUUAUCUGUCAUCAGUUCACGAGUAUCGAAAAUUGAUCGGUGGAACGCCCAAUGCUAUUCCAGCUUUGGUGGAGCUAAUCAAAGAAGGCACGGCAUGUGGGAAAAAGAACGCUGUGGUGGCAAUUUUCGGGCUCCUUUUAUACCAUGCCAACCGUCAUAGAGUGCUUGAAGCCGAGACAAUUCCAUUGUUAGCCGACAUUUUAGCAUCUUCAAACAAGGAUGAGCUUAUAUCAGAUUCACUGGCAGUGCUUUCAACCUUAUCAGAGAGCGUCGAAGGAUCAAUCGCAAUUCUACAAACACCAGCUUUGCCACGAGUGAUAGGCCUUUUUUUGCGAAUCUUCGGAAUCCCUCGAGCAGGGAAAGAGUACUGUCUUGUAUCCAAUUAUUUGCUGUCUCUGUGCAUCAAAUGUGGCAUCGAUGUGGUGGCUGUUUUGGCGAAAGACCCUUCGCUCAUAACUUUGCUCUAUUCGCUUCUCACCGAUGGUACUUUUCACGCGAGCAAGAAAGCGUGUUCGCUUAUCAAAAUCCUCCAUAAAUUCCAAGAAACAAGCUCUUCUGGCUUGACAACUAGUGCAGUUCCACAAGAGAGGUAUAUCCAUGUAGGCUAAACCAUCAUUUUUUUUUAUAAUUAUUUUUUUUAGUUCAUGUAUAUACAUACAUACGUAUACUAUUGUGUGCACGGUUUGAUUUUUGUUCGUGUACUGCUAGAUUUUCUUGAUGUUAGCUCGGAUUUUUUUUUCAAGAGCUACAUUCUGUAUCACAUCUUUGUAAUAUACUAUGAUUUCUGUAGUAAUAAAUAUGAGAGUUUGAAGAAAUGAAUACAUGUUUGGUUCUGUAAUGCA